UAUCACGUCUACGUACGCAGAGUUAAGCGCGCGUAACUUUCAUCCGGAAAUUCAAUUGUACUGUGUCGGUGUAUUUCAGUUUGUUUGUGUAGUUUGGUUUGAAUAGAAUAAUAUUGAAUUGUGUUUUAGUGUUAACUGUACUGUUGAUUGAUUUAAAACUUUUUUUUGCUGAAAAGGAAGAUUACAACGCCUUAGAAAUCGUGUCGAGUGAUGAAUGAGGACUGUCAGUAGUCGUCAAAAGUAGUCGUGCAACAUGCUUCCGUCGGAGCGACUCCUCGUCAAAAUCGCUUUGAUAUCCAUGUUUGCAACAACAGGUUGGAGCCGAAUGAAGAGGCAAGAGAACAUGGAUAUGCCAUUGGAGAAAGACAGUGACGUUGAGCCGUUAAUCAUUGACAGGGGUCCGUACUUCGACAAGAGCGUAUCGAAAAACGUUACGGCUCUCGUCGGUAAAACUACCUACUUAAGCUGUCGGGUCAGGAAUUUGGCAAACAGAACGGUUUCGUGGAUUCGACACAGAGAUUUGCACCUUUUGACUGUGGGCAGAUCCACGUACACAUCCGAUCAGCGUUUCACCAGCAUUCAUAAUCCGAUGACCGAGGACUGGACAUUGCAAAUUAGGUAUCCGCAACGCAAAGACAGUGGAAUUUACGAAUGCCAAGUGGGUACCACACCCCCCAUCGGACACUCAAUGGCCCUCAACGUCGUUGAGCCCGUUACAACACUUCUUGGAGGCCCGGAGAUGUACAUAAACAAAGGUAGCACCAUGAACUUGACCUGUAUCGUGCAGCAUAGCCCUGAACCACCUCCAACAAUCUACUGGACACACAACUUGGUGGAAAUCAAUUACGACUCGCCUAGAGGUGGCGUGAGCGUGAUCACUGAAAAGGGCGACAUCACCGUCAGCUAUUUAUUGGUUCUCAAGGCCCGCGACUCGGACUCCGGGAAAUACACCUGCAAUCCAUCCAAUGCUAAUCCCAAAACGCUCAUAGUUCACGUCCUCAAUGGUGAGCAUCCCGCAGCUAUGCAACACGGAGGUCAACUGCGACUCGAGUAUCCUUUCUCCGCUUGUCUGCUCAGCAUCCUCGUCGCUUUAGUGGGACCAUAGAAAUGUUGCGUGCUAGAAGACACGCAGAGCGCAUCAUCGAGUUGUGAUAAUGAACACUUGUAAAUAAUACUAGUUUUUCGGAGAAAAAUAAUUAAAUAAAUAAAGUGUGUGUGUGACUUCUCGUGACGUACAGGACUUAACGUUUUCACUUUUUAAUCUAAAGACUAAAAAUUCUGUGGAUUUUCAUCGAGUUCAUUAUUUCAGAUUCAUGGACAUCGUCCGGAUGACAUAAACGAACCAUUCCUCGAUUUCUUCAGAAGCUUGUACAACAAUAUUAAAUUUAAUUUGUGUGAAUAAUCAUAGUGUUUCACCAUAAAAAAUAACUAUUGUUUCGUACACUUAAUCUCUAAUUGUUAUUCACUGAAUAAAAAAAAAAUACAUGGAAAAACAUACUUAAGGGCAAUUUAUAAAUGUAUCUAACAACUUUUGUAUAUAAUUAGGUGAUUAGGAUUAUUGUACAUAAAAUAAAUAUUUAAAAAAAUAUUUUGUAAGUUGUUUAUUUGAUUAUGGAUUAACUAAUUUCACGGUUAAGUUUUGUUACUGUAAUUCUAUA
Messenger RNA from Aethina tumida (small hive beetle), 1658 nucleotides. Its product is annotated as zwei Ig domain protein zig-8. The record is from RefSeq and is a predicted model, not a curated record. Gene Ontology annotation, biological process: synapse organization. Lineage: Eukaryota; Metazoa; Arthropoda; Insecta; Coleoptera; Nitidulidae. Bases 254 to 1105 code for a protein of 283 amino acids. Gene Ontology annotation, cellular component: neuron projection membrane. The transcript is spliced from 8 exons.